AUGGCUCCACACGCAACAGAUAUCGUGGAAGGAGUCCCACCAAAGUCCAAAAAAGCAGAUCAAGGCAUAUUCACAUCAUACGGCAAAGACAAGAGUUCAAGCGUACAGGCACAAAUCCCAGUGAUUCCCAAAUUCGACAGUUUUGCAGAAGAUCGCCAAUAUCAGAAACAACAUGCUGCCGCUGCAUUUCGAUAUCUUUCUAAACAAGGUUUCGACGAGGGUAUCGCAGGACAUAUUUCUCUACGAGACCCUGAACAUCAUGAUCAAUUCUGGAUCAAUCCACUUUGCAAGGCCUUUAGCACCAUGAAGGCAUCGGAUUUGGUAUUGGUGGAUGAAAACGGCACUAUUCUCAAAGGUGGAAACCAAGUGCCCAUUAACCCGGCUGGAUUCAUGAUUCAUUCGGCUAUCCACAAGGCAAGACCUGAUGUCAAUGCGGCGGUUCAUGCACAUACGGUCUAUGGAAAGGCUUUUUCUGCUCUGGGUGUCGAACUUGACAUGAUUUCCCAGGAUGCGUGCAACUUCUUCUACCAAGACCACAGCGUCUACACCAACUUCGGAGGCACUGUUCUCGACGAAGAAGAAUCAGGUCACAUUGCCAAAGCGUUGGGCAAUAAUUCAUCCGUUAUCUUACAGAAUCAUGGUCUUCUUACUGUGGGACACACUGUCGAUGAAGCAGCCUAUCUAUUUGGUGCAAUGGAUCGCCUCUGUCACGCGCAAUUACUUGUUGAUGCCGCCGCACAAGGUCGAGGUAUCAAAACUAAGAUCGUGGGCCAUGAAGAGGCGAAAUUCAGUCAUGAUAAAUUGGUGGAUAAGAAUAUUAGAUGGAUGUUCUUCCAACCGGCAUAUGAAGAGUUGCUUGAGGAGACGGGAGGGGCGUUUUUGGCUUGA
Exophiala mesophila is the source of this 888-nucleotide messenger RNA. RefSeq lists its product as uncharacterized. The transcript is spliced from 4 exons. Gene Ontology annotation, cellular component: cytoskeleton. Bases 1 to 888 code for a protein of 295 amino acids. Gene Ontology annotation, molecular function: actin filament binding. The record is from RefSeq and is a predicted model, not a curated record. NCBI's taxonomy places the organism in Eukaryota, Fungi, Ascomycota, Eurotiomycetes, Chaetothyriales, Herpotrichiellaceae.